CUUUAGUAUCCUCCUUUUGAUUUAUAAAAAAAGAGAGCAUUUUUUAAGAUAGUUUUUAGAAGCAAGGUUUUAUCUUUGCUUUUUGGAGUGUGGGGGAGGAAUAUGGAGACCAAAGAGCUGAAUUUUAAUAAAGAUUGUAAAGCAGGAGUAGGAGGAGGUGGGUUUACAGAUAGGAGCAAAGUGAGGAUUUUGCUAUGUGAUAAUGAUACCAAGAGUUGUGAAGAAGUUUUUUCACUACUUGUGAGAUGUUCUUACCAGGUGACUUCAGUGAGCUCCGCUAGACGAGUUAUUGAUGCACUGAAUGCCGAGGGAGCUGAAAUUGAUAUCAUACUCGCAGAAGUUGACCUCCCGAUGUCAAAAGGAAUGAAGUUGUUGAAGUAUAUUAUGCGGAAUAAGGAACUGCGUCGGAUUCCUGUUAUUAUGAUGUCGGCCCGGGAUGAGGUCUCUAUUGUUGUUAAGUGUUUGAGGCUUGGUGCUGCUGAUUAUCUUGUCAAGCCUUUACGAACCAAUGAAUUGUUGAACUUGUGGACACAUAUGUGGAGAAGGCGGCGUGAGCUUGGUCUGGCAGAAAGGAACAUCUUGAACUAUGACUUUGAUCUGGUGGCAUCAGACCCUGGUGAUGCUAAUACAAACAGUACUACUUUGUUCUCGGAUGACACAGCGGACAAGUCCCGGAAGGCCACCAAUCCAGAGAUGCGAGCUCCAAUCCAUCUGGAAGACGAAUUCGCUGCUGCUACUGUGCAGCCUCCUCAGAAUGAUUCAGUUGAAUGUCGUCCUCGUGUUCCAGGAAUAAGUGACCGGAGAACAGGGCAACUUGCAUGUGGUCCAAAGAAGAGUGAACUAAAGAUUGGCGAGUCAUCUGCCUUUUUUGCUUACGUAAAAUCACCAACGGUAAAAAGCAGCGCUCAAGCGUCGACCCCUAAUGACGAAAAUGCUGCCCAAAUUAAGAUCCUUGAAGAGAAUCUUCCGCAAUACGGUCAACAAGUGGUUAAUGAUACCCAAGUACAUGAGAACGGUGAAGCGUGGGAAAACUGUUCUCAAGGCGACGACUUUCCAAGCAGCAGUAGUGUACCGGAUUCACUUUCGUUAGAAAGGUCUUCUGCUCCUGCGUCGAUGGAGUUCUCACAACAUAAGAAUUUUGGGGAAGACAAGUUCCUUCAGGAACUUGUGCCGCCAAGAAACAAACCUCGACAUGAUGUAUCUGGUUUACCAACACAAAGUGCAUUUUCAUACUAUAUGUCGGGAGCUAUGAAUCAAGUUAUGAUGCCGCCAUCGGCCAUGUUGUUUCAGAACAACCUCCUUGAACUCCAAAACCAUGCUAGUUCCGGUGUGGUACCUCAAUAUAAUCACCUUCAACAUUGUCAUUCCCAUUCGCAUGUUAGUGGUAUGGCAUCGUUUCCGUACUACCCUGUUAACAUGUGCAUGCAACCUGGUCCAAUGCUGACAGGUCAUUCAUGGCCAUCUGUUGGAAAUUCAUCUCCCGGUGAAGUGAAACCAAGUAAGGUUGACAGAAGAGAGGCAGCAUUAAUCAAAUUUCGGCAGAAAAGGAAAGAGCGCUGUUUCGAUAAGAAGAUUCGAUACGUAAACAGAAAAAAGCUAGCCGAAAGGAGGCCGCGCUUGAGGGGACAGUUUGUGAGGAAACCAAAUGGUGUAACUGUUGAUCUUAACGGCGAACCUUCUUGUGUCGAUUACUAUGACGAGAAAGAAGACUAUAAGCAGGUAUCGAGGGAUUCUUCUCCUGAAGACGAUACUCAAUGAAACGAAGAAUGUAACCCUAU
This is a messenger RNA of Hibiscus syriacus, 1778 nucleotides long. RefSeq names its product two-component response regulator-like APRR1. The record is from RefSeq and is a predicted model, not a curated record. Gene Ontology annotation, molecular function: protein binding. Gene Ontology annotation, biological process: cytokinin-activated signaling pathway; phosphorelay signal transduction system. The transcript has 6 exons. Bases 103 to 1758 code for a protein of 551 amino acids. Lineage: Eukaryota; Viridiplantae; Streptophyta; Magnoliopsida; Malvales; Malvaceae.